CCAGAAACACAAUUUAGAUAACCAAAACUCAUCUCUCUCACUUUUCAAACGGUUGCAAUCAACAAAAACAAGUAGAAUUUUCAAAAUGGGCAUUUGCUGUUCAAUUGAACCAACACAGUUUACAACUGCAAAGCUGAUAAGUCACGAUGGGAAACUAGAAGAGUACUCGUAUCAAGUGAAAGUAUCAAAUGUAUUGCAGAAACAUCAAAACUGUUUCAUAUGCAAUUCAGAUGAAAUGGAAUUCGAUAAUCAGGUUUCAGCCAUCGACGAAGAUGAAGAACUUCAACUGGGUCAAAUCUAUUUUGCCUUACCCUUGAGUAAACUUAAAUAUCCACUGACAUCUGAAGAAAUGGCUUCGUUAGCUGUUAAAGCUAGUUCAGCUCUUAUGAAUUGUAGUGGUUAUUCUUAUAACCUGAAACAGGUUAAACCAGGUACGUACACAACAAUCAGCGAGAGAAAAUCAGCAUCCGUUAGAACUGCAAAAGAUAACAGUGGUAGUGGAUUAGUAACAGAGCAUAGAAGAAAACGGAGUAGUGGUAAAGGACGUGAUUUUACCUCUAAAUUAUGUGCAAUUGCAGAAUGAAAUAUACGUAGAUAUUUGGAAUUUUCCAGUUUUUGUAGUUUUAAAAUAUUUUGGAGAUGUUAUGAUCCUUAUUUGUACAGAAUAAAAGAGGGAAUCACAUCUAAUGAAUUUGUUAUUCUUCAAUAUGUUGUUC
This is a messenger RNA of Papaver somniferum (opium poppy), 716 nucleotides long. RefSeq lists its product as uncharacterized. NCBI's taxonomy places the organism in Eukaryota, Viridiplantae, Streptophyta, Magnoliopsida, Ranunculales, Papaveraceae. The transcript has a single exon. The coding region runs from base 86 to 583 and encodes 165 amino acids. The record is from RefSeq and is a predicted model, not a curated record.